AAAAAUACCUGAAAAAAAUAAACGGUAAAACGAAGAAGUGGCGACACACACACAAGCGGCGAGAGCGCGCUAAAAAGUUUAUUAAGUAAAAAACCGAAAAGUAAAGGCACACAGUGCGUUUCAUUCCCCAUUCGCAAAAAAAAGUAAAAUCAAAAAAUAUAUUUUAUUAAAAAUGGUGGAAGUAAUAGAGCGGCGGAGAACGGCUGCGUGAGCCCAAAGCGCGGCCAAUUAAAAAACAACAACAGCAGAGCAGCAGAGCAGCAGAAGCAGUAGCAGCAGCCGUAGAAGAAGAAGCAGAAGACGACGAAGAAGCUGAAACAACCGAAGAGGAGAAGAAACAGCAAGAGCCUCGAAAAAGUACAUAAAAAAAGUAUAAAAUUUAAAUAAAGUGGAAGUCAGUCGGUAGACAAAAAGCGAACUAGCGACAAAAGAGAGGCGAGAAACUCCUAAAACCCUAACUGAAAACCACCUUAUCCAGCGCAACAACGAUAACAACAACACCAGGAGCAGCAGCAGCAGCAGCCAAACAUCACAAUCACACAAAUCCACAAAAAUGUACGGCAAAUCAAAGACAUCGGCGGUUCCAUCGGACGCCCAGGCCCGCGAAAAGUUGGCCCUUUACGUUUACGAAUAUCUGUUGCACGUUGGCGCCCAAAAGGCGGCACAGACAUUCCUCUCGGAGAUCCGAUGGGAGAAGAACAUAACGCUCGGCGAACCGCCGGGAUUCCUUCACACCUGGUGGUGCGUCUUCUGGGACCUGUACUGCGCGGCACCGGAGCGCCGCGAUCAGUGCGAUCACAGCUCGGAGGCAAAGGCCUUCCACGACUACGGAUUUGUAAGCUCCGGAUACGGCGUGAACGGAAUUGGACCAGGAGGCCCGCACAAUGCUGGCGGACCUGCGCCCAGUCCCCUGGGACAGAUGCCGCCCGGCGGCGAUGGCGGUCCAAUGGGUCCCGGCGGACCAAUGGGACCGAAUUUCUUCCCAAACUCCACGAUGCGACCGUCGCCACCCACGCACGCCUCCAGUCCGCAGCCGCCGCCAUCACAGAUGAUGCCCGGCCAGCCGCCGUUCAUGGGCGGUCCACGAUAUCCAGGCGGACCGCGGCCUGGCGUGCGUAUGCAGGGCAUGGGCAAUGAGUUUAACGGACCACCCGGCCAGCCGAUGAUGCCCAACAGUAUGGAUCCUACACGGCCAGGUGGCGGAAUGGGGCCGAUGAAUCCGCGAAUGAAUCCGCCACGCGGCCCCGGCGGCAUGGGACCCAUGGGCUACGGCGGACCGGGAGGAAUGCGUGGCCCGGCCCCCGGACCCGGCGGAAUGCCGCCAAUGGGCAUGGGUGGAGCGGGCGGAAGACCUCCGCAGUGGCAGCCGAACGCUUCAGCGCCGCUAAAUGCGUACUCAUCAUCAUCGCCAGGAAACUAUGGACCCGGACCCGGAUCAAAUGGACCGCCGGGACCGGGGACGCCCAUCAUGCCGUCGCCGCAGGAUAAUACGCAAGGCGGACCAGUUGGUGGACCCGGUGACAGCAUGUACGCCCUGAUGAAGCCCGAAUUCCCGAUGGGCGGUGGACCGGAUGGCGGAGGCGGCGGAGGAGGACCCGGCGGCAUGGGUCCGAUGGGUGGCGGGCCCAACUCGAUGGGCCCCGUACUUAAUGGUGGCGGUGGACCCGAUGGCUCCGGCCUCGACGGCAUGAAGAACUCGCCGGCCAACGGUGGACCAGGGACGCCGCGCGAAGAUUCCGGCAGCGGAAUGGGCGACUACAAUUUGGGUGGAUUUGGAGGACCAGGCGAGAACGAUCAAACGGAAUCGGCGGCCAUUCUGAAGAUCAAGGAGAGCAUGCACGAGGAAGCCAAGCGGUUUGAGAAAGACGCAGAUCAUCCGGACUACUUCAUGCCAUAACAACAUCACCAGCAACAGCAGCAGCAUCAGCAGCAUCUCAACACGGUGGCAGCCGCUGUGGCAGCUGUGGUGGCGGCUGCGGCGUCCAACGGAUCGGCGGGAAGCUCCUCGGCCGCUUCCAUUGCGGCUGCUGCGCUUGGGGCCGCGGCCUCCAAUCUGCUAAGCAAUGGCAACAACAAUUUCUGAAGGCGAAACCCACACACCACACCACAACACACACACAGAAAAUAAGAACGCGGUAGUAGAAAUCCUUGAUACAUAAGCAUAAAGUAAUUAACAUUUAACGCAUGUAUGAGAAAUAGAGAAAAGCGAAACAAAAAAGAAAACCUUAAAUAUAAUAGACUAAAGCAACAAUUGUAAAA
This is a messenger RNA of Drosophila ficusphila, 2259 nucleotides long. RefSeq names its product single-stranded DNA-binding protein 2 (gene Ssdp). Lineage: Eukaryota; Metazoa; Arthropoda; Insecta; Diptera; Drosophilidae. The record is from RefSeq and is a predicted model, not a curated record. Gene Ontology annotation, cellular component: nucleus. The coding region runs from base 554 to 1897 and encodes 447 amino acids. Gene Ontology annotation, molecular function: single-stranded DNA binding; protein binding. The transcript has a single exon. Gene Ontology annotation, biological process: positive regulation of transcription by RNA polymerase II.